This is a messenger RNA of Sesamum indicum (sesame), 2965 nucleotides long. RefSeq names its product cullin-1. Gene Ontology annotation, biological process: ubiquitin-dependent protein catabolic process. Gene Ontology annotation, molecular function: ubiquitin protein ligase binding. NCBI's taxonomy places the organism in Eukaryota, Viridiplantae, Streptophyta, Magnoliopsida, Lamiales, Pedaliaceae. Gene Ontology annotation, cellular component: cullin-RING ubiquitin ligase complex. The record is from RefSeq and is a predicted model, not a curated record.
AUUUAAAAAGAUAUAAGACGGAAAAUGAACCUGAGAAGAAAGAGAAUAAAGGAAAACAAAAAAAAGACGAGAGAGAUUCACAUCUCACCCAAAUUCUCUCUCCUCUUCAGGUAGUGAACUGGCAUUAAGUUGUACCUUGAUCUUGGGCUGGUACAGAAGUUGACAAUGAACCAGCGGAAUACCAUUGAUUUAGAUCAAGGAUGGGACUUCAUGCAAAAAGGGAUUACAAAACUGAAAAAUAUAUUGGAAGGACUACCUGAGCCACAAUUCAGCUCAGAGGACUACAUGAUGCUCUACACGACAAUAUAUAACAUGUGUACCCAGAAGCCCCCUCAUGAUUAUUCUCAGCAAUUGUAUGACAAGUACCGGGAGUCUUUUGAAGAGUACAUUACUUCAACGGUAUUGCCUUCUUUGAGGGAGAAGCAUGAUGAGUUCAUGUUGAGAGAGCUCGUGAAAAGAUGGUUGAAUCAUAAAAUCAUGGUGCGAUGGCUUUCAAGAUUCUUUCACUAUCUUGAUCGGUACUUUAUAGCCAGAAGAUCACUUCCAGCACUUAAAGAAGUUGGUCUGACUUGCUUCCGGGACCUGGUGUACCAGGAGAUAAAUGGGAAAGUGAGAGAUGCUGUUAUAUCACUGAUUGAUCAAGAGCGGGAAGGAGAGCAAAUAGACCGGGCUUUAUUGAAGAAUGUAUUGGAUAUCUUUGUUGAAAUUGGAAUGGGGCAGAUGGAUUAUUAUGAGAACGACUUUGAAGCAGCAAUGCUGAAGGACACAGCUGCUUACUAUUCCCGGAAGGCUUCAAACUGGAUCUUAGAUGAUUCAUGUCCUGACUAUAUGUUGAAAGCUGAGGAGUGUUUGAAACGAGAAAAGGACAGAGUUUCCCAUUAUCUUCAUUCAAGUAGUGAGACAAAGUUGCUUGAGAAAGUACAACAUGAGCUAUUGUCUGUGUAUGCAACUCAACUGCUUGAGAAGGAGCACUCUGGUUGUCAUGCAUUACUCAGGGAUGAUAAGGUAGAAGAUUUGUCAAGGAUGUAUAGACUCUUUUCCAAAAUACCUCGAGGGCUAGAGCCUGUGGCCAAUAUAUUUAAGCAGCAUGUUACUGCUGAAGGUACUGCUUUGGUUAAACAAGCUGAAGAUGCUGCAAGCAACAAGAAGGCAGAUAAGAAAGAUGUCGUUGGGCUGCAGGAACAGGUAUUUGUCAGAAAAGUUAUCGAACUCCAUGACAAAUUCAUGGCAUAUGUGAAUGAUUGUUUUCUAAAUCACACGCUUUUCCACAAAGCUCUCAAAGAGGCGUUUGAAGUCUUCUGCAACAAGGGUGUUGCUGGAAGUUCUAGUGCAGAACUUCUUGCCACGUUUUGUGAUAACAUUCUGAAAAAGGGUGGGAGUGAAAAGUUGAGUGAUGAGGCUAUUGAAGAAACACUGGAGAAGGUGGUGAAACUGCUUGCUUAUAUCAGCGAUAAGGACCUGUUUGCUGAAUUCUAUAGGAAAAAGCUUGCCCGGCGCUUAUUGUUUGAUAAAAGUGCCAAUGAUGAGCAUGAGAGAAGUAUCCUGACAAAGUUGAAGCAGCAAUGUGGUGGCCAAUUUACAUCAAAAAUGGAGGGGAUGGUCACAGAUUUAACACUAGCCCGGGAAAAUCAAGCAAGCUUUGAGGAAUAUCUUAGCAAUAAUCUGAACGCAAAUCCUGGGAUUGACUUGACAGUGACUGUCCUCACUACUGGUUUCUGGCCAAGUUACAAGUCGUUUGAUCUUAACCUUCCAGCUGAGAUGGUCAAGUGCGUUGAAGUAUUUAGAGAGUUCUACCAGACAAAAACUAAGCAUAGGAAGCUUACGUGGAUAUAUUCAUUGGGUACUUGUAACAUCAAUGGAAAAUUUGAGCCGAAGACAAUAGAGCUUAUUGUGACAACCUAUCAGGCUGCUGCCCUGCUGCUGUUCAAUGCCUCUGAUAGAUUGAGUUAUCAGGAAAUCAUGGCUCAAUUGAACCUAUCAGAUGAUGAUGUUGUUAGGUUGCUUCAUUCACUGUCAUGUGCCAAGUAUAAGAUUCUGAACAAGGAGCCAAAUACCAAAACAAUUUCUCCUACUGACGUUUUUGAAUUUAAUUCAAAGUUCACCGACAAAAUGAGAAGGAUCAAGAUACCUCUCCCUCCCGUGGAUGAGAAGAAGAAGGUCAUUGAGGAUGUUGACAAGGAUAGACGGUAUGCCAUUGAUGCCUCAAUUGUGCGUAUCAUGAAGAGUAGGAAGGUCUUGGGCUAUCAACAGUUGGUAAUGGAGUGUGUUGAGCAAUUGGGUCGAAUGUUCAAGCCUGAUGUUAAAGCAAUCAAGAAGAGGAUCGAAGAUUUGAUCACUCGCGACUAUCUGGAGAGAGACAAGGACAACCCGAACUUGUUCAAAUACUUGGCAUGAAUCAAACAAGCUAGUGAUCAAAUAUGCAAUUCUAUCCCUGCUUUAAGACGAUUCAAAAAAGUAUGCGGACACCUGCUGAGCUGAGACCUCAAAAAAUGCUGCCAGAGGUUUCCAUCACUUUUUGUGACGAUUUACUGGAUGCAACAGGCGUGAGAAUUCUUGUACAUUUUGCAGUAGAAACCGGUAAGGACCACCGCUGCAGAUUGGUCCAUGUUGGGUAAAAGGUGUAAUUUGACAGGUCUGAGCAGUGAUACGAAAUCCAGCUCUCCUCUUCAGAUUCGAUUUUCCAUUGACUAAAAUAUGAAGAUUCGGUUAAAGUAGCCUCCAGAAUGCUGUUGAGUCUUUCAUUUCUUACUAUAUACUUCUCUAAGAUGCAUCGGCUGUUGAUGCUAUGUGUUAUAUAUAUGUCGUUUUUCUUGGCUCUAUUUUCUGAUGCUGAACUGUUUAGUGCUUGCUCGUAGUUCGAUCUGAUCUUGUGUAACAUUGUAUUACGUUUUUAGCUUUGUAGCAGCUGCAAACGACCAAAAAAAAAAAGAGGUUAAAAUAAUAAAAUAUCAGCUUGUUUGACCAC